Prunus armeniaca (apricot) is the source of this 660-nucleotide messenger RNA. The record is from the annotation of a GenBank genome assembly. Lineage: Eukaryota; Viridiplantae; Streptophyta; Magnoliopsida; Rosales; Rosaceae.
AUGAACGAGCAUGACCAAAUUCCGAAGCCAACCAACCGAAAGCCCAAUCAGCAGGACAAUCAGGACACUGGCAAAUUCUGCCGAUACCACCAGCAGAACAGCCACAACACCGAAGACUGCAUUAGUCUGAGGAAGAUCGUUGAGCGCCUGAUUCGGGAAGGAAAGUUGGAUCAGUACAUCGCCAGGCCACCACAGGCACCGGCAUCGAACGCGAAUCGGCAGAUCAACAUGAUCAGCACGAUCAGCGGAGGCCCCACUCUGGCGGGACCCUCUAACCGUUCAAUGAAACAGUAUGUGCGUGCCGCUCACUACCCUCAGGUCUUCGGCAUAGAAGACGAUCGGUGCCACAAGGUCCCGAAGGUGGGGUGGGAGCCCAUCACAUUCUGUGAAGAAGAAGAGGAGGGGAUCGUUUACCCCCACGAUGACCCAAUGAUCAUUCGGGCCGAGAUCGCCGACUACGAUGUAGGUCGGGUGCUGAUUGACACCGGGAGUUCGGUGAACGUAAUUUUUGCCGAUGCGUUCAAAGGGACUGGGAAUUGCCGACAGCAUGGUCAAUCGGCAAAUCACGCCCUCUCCUCAGUUUUUCUGGGGAUCUGGUCCAGCCAGUCGGCAGUAUCAGUCUGCCCAUCGCCUUCGGCGUCGCCCCCAGGAAAACAAUGA